UCCCUGCCUUUGAGCGCCGACGGCUGGUCUGUACUUGCCUGUGGUUUGGGGGGAAUCUGGCGCUGGAUUUUUGAAUUCCCAAAGAAUUCCAAAUUAUAUGCAGAAUGCUGAAUCUUCUCCCCACCAGGACGAAUCAGAUAGUGCAGAAAAGUGGACUCCCGUGAUUCUGGGAUUGCAUUUUGCAACGUGUCUCCUUGACCUUCAUGCCAAGCCUCGGGUCGGAAGGGAGCUGGAGUCCCUGGCCAGCGCAGUAGGUGGAGAGGCUCCCCGGGCAGCCCCGCGCACCCCUGGCCAUGUCGCCUUUCAUGCCCUGCCCCUUAUUGUGGCCUUCUGAGGGUUCCCAGGACCGGCCAGGGCUGUUUCCCACCCGCGCGCUCUCUCUCGCCCCCAUCCAAGCCCAGCUGGCAGAGCUCCCUCAAGCCGAGAAUUUCUGACUCCCUGCUCUCUCGCUCCCGCCUCCGCCCCCGCCCGGGGGUGGCCCUGGAGAGCCGGACCGACCUCGCCCGGCCCGGCCCGGGACCAUGGUGUUUCUCUCCGGAAAUGCUUCCGACAGCUCCAACUGCACCCACCCGCCCGCACCGGUGAACAUUUCCAAGGCCAUUCUGCUCGGGGUGAUCUUGGGGGGCCUCAUCCUUUUCGGGGUGCUGGGGAACAUCCUGGUGAUCCUCUCCGUAGCCUGUCACCGGCAUCUGCACUCGGUCACCCACUACUACAUCGUCAACCUGGCGGUGGCCGACCUCCUCCUCACCUCCACGGUGCUGCCCUUCUCCGCCAUCUUCGAGGUCCUGGGCUACUGGGCCUUCGGCAGGGUCUUCUGCAACAUCUGGGCGGCGGUGGACGUGCUGUGCUGCACCGCGUCCAUCAUGGGCCUGUGCAUCAUCUCCAUCGACCGCUACAUCGGCGUGAGCUACCCGCUGCGCUACCCCGCCAUCGUCACCCAGAGGAGGGGUCUCAUGGCCCUGCUGUGCGUCUGGGCGCUGUCCCUGGUCAUCUCCAUCGGGCCCCUGUUCGGCUGGAGGCAGCCGGCCCCCGAGGACGAGACCAUCUGCCAGAUCAACGAGGAGCCGGGCUACGUGCUGUUCUCGGCGCUGGGCUCCUUCUACGUGCCCCUGGCCAUCAUCCUGGUCAUGUACUGCCGGGUCUACGUGGUGGCCAAGCGGGAAAGUCGCGGCCUCAAGUCCGGCCUCAAGACCGACAAGUCGGACUCGGAGCAAGUGACGCUCCGCAUCCAUCGGAAAAACGUCCCCGCGGGAGGCGGCGGCGUGGCCAGCGCCAAGAACAAGACGCACUUCUCCGUGAGGCUCCUCAAGUUUUCCCGGGAGAAGAAAGCGGCCAAAACUCUGGGCAUCGUGGUCGGCUGCUUCGUCCUCUGCUGGCUGCCUUUUUUCCUGGUGAUGCCCAUUGGGUCUUUCUUCCCCGAUUUCAAGCCCUCGGAAACGGUUUUUAAAAUAGUAUUUUGGCUCGGAUACCUAAACAGCUGCAUCAAUCCCAUCAUAUACCCGUGCUCCAGUCAAGAGUUCAAAAAGGCCUUUCAGAACGUGCUGAGAAUCCAGUGUCUCCGCAGAAAGCAGUCUUCGAAAUACACGCCGGGCUACACCCUGCACGCGCCCAGCCACGCCGUGGAGAGGCAGCACAAGGACAUGGUGCGCAUCCCUGUGGGCUCGGGAGAGACCUUCUAUAAGAUCUCCAAGACCGACGGGGUCUGUGAAUGGAAAUUUUUCUCUUCCAUACCCCGGGGAUCUGCCAGGAUUACGGUACCCAAAGACCAAUCAGCCUGCACCACCGCCCGGGACUCGUAACCAUGAAACCACCUGCACACAGCUCCGGUCGAGCCCGGCUGGAACACUGUUUGUACCUGCUCCGUGUCCACAGACUGAGCUGAGAGCAGGGCUGAGCCAGGCUGCCGUGGGGUCCACCGUCUUCAGAAAGCAAUGGCAGCUGUGGCCUCCUGGCCCUCCAGAGUCCCCGCGAGAGGAGUGAGUGGAGAUGACCGUGGUGGGGCUGGGCCAACAAAAGCAAGUUAGGAUUUCAGCGGAGGACGUCGGCCCGUUGCCAGGACUCCCAUCGCGGUAGCUCAUUCACACUCCCCAGACCCAAAUGGCACGGAGCUGGGGCUGAGAAUGGGUGUCUCCUCUACGCAGGAAAAUGUCAUUUCUGCUUUGCUGCUACAGCACAGAUGACUGGUUCUCCCACCUAAAAGGAAGGCUGUAGGGUUUGGGGGCAUGGGGAGGUGUCCGGGAGGGGAAGACUUACCAUAGGCAUUGCUCAAAGCAGGUGCAACUGAGAAGCAAGGAACUGCCCCAGAGCUGGUUGCUCACUUAUUUCAAAAGGCAGAAUAAUCGUCUUUCCUUUUCCUGUGGUUCAGGAGUUGUUAUUUUAUUUUUUUUUCCAUAUCAUAUUCGGUGUAGCCACAUUAUAAGCUGGGAAUGAUUAUUGCUAAGCUAAGAAAAAUACAGACUUAAUUAAGUAGGAAAUCUAAGAGCAAAUUCAUACUGUGUUGGGAGAAAAAAGUAAUGAAGGCAUUGGCCUAUUCAAAAGCCUGAACGCAGUAGGUGCAUUCCAAUCUGGCAGAGAGGAAGCUAAGGCAGAAAAUCCCACAUUGAGUUGAAUAUUUCCACCCUUUCGUGGAGCACUUUAUACUUGUCACAUAACUUCGCCUAUUUCAUGUCAUUUCUGUGCUGUAAAAAGAGAAGGAAGAGAUGGGGGGCGGUGUUUUAAGAAUUUCUUUGAGUUUCCCCAUAUCCAGCCUCCAACUCCUUUUUCCAUGACACCCCAAUGUCCCCAGGGUCCACUGCAUUUCUCAACACUUGACUCUCCUAUCUCACUCAUUCAUCUCCAGCCCAUAAUUCCAGCUCUGCCUGCACCUUCCCCGCUGCUGGAUCUGCCAGUGGCUGGCAGCGCAGGCCUGUUCUAGGGCCGAGUGUGGGUUCGUCUAUGCCUCUGUCACUGGCUAGAAGACAAGCACAUGCGAUUCUGGUCUUUCUCCCUAGCUAGGCAGCAGCAGAGCCAAGGACACAGGCGGGGCAGGCGGCUCUGGGUUUGCUCCACAGGGUGAUGUGUAAGGCAAAGCCAGCAGUGACCAUCGCCUUAGUGUCCUCAGGAACACAGAGGUCCCAAGGGGAGUUUUGGGAACACUCCUUUUCCCGGUCAGCCUGGGGGUCAUUGUAUACACACUGAUGGUCACCAGCAGCAAGUGACCUCUCCUGAGCCCGGCACUGCGCUUGGCACAAAAAAUACAGAAAGGCACAGACAGUCCCCAGCUUACGAGCUGGAUGGAUUCCAAGUUCAUCUGUUAAAAAGUCAAGAAUGCAUUUUUCCAAGGCAUUGUCAUAAGUGGGGGAGGAGAAGGAUAUGCCCAGAUGAACCAAAAAAUAAAAAUCUAUUUCCUGUCCAUGAGGAGUUUGCAAACCUUUUCUGUAUAUGGCUGGAUAGCACAUAUUUUAGGGAUUGU
This is a messenger RNA of Propithecus coquereli (Coquerel's sifaka), 3451 nucleotides long. It is a transcript of the gene ADRA1A, whose product is annotated as adrenoceptor alpha 1A. Gene Ontology annotation, biological process: regulation of cardiac muscle contraction; adenylate cyclase-activating adrenergic receptor signaling pathway; cell-cell signaling. The record is from RefSeq and is a predicted model, not a curated record. Gene Ontology annotation, molecular function: alpha1-adrenergic receptor activity. Gene Ontology annotation, cellular component: membrane. The transcript has 3 exons. Bases 522 to 1799 code for a protein of 425 amino acids. NCBI's taxonomy places the organism in Eukaryota, Metazoa, Chordata, Mammalia, Primates, Indriidae.